CAUGAUAAAUUACGUCAUAUUUAAGCGCGUAGUCACCGUUAGUAUUGACGCGAGUCCACGAUGUGCGGUGUUUUUCAAGCUGAGAUACAAGGACAAACUAUGCAUUUUUAAGUAGAAUGAAUAUAACAUUUAUUUGUAGAUCUGUCCACUGUUAUUCAUAACUUUCGGUUACUGUUGUACAGAGUUGUCCUGUUUUGAGGACAGGGAAGGCUGUUAGCUUAGCCUUUUAGCUAGCUAACAUUAGCAACAGGCCAAAUCGUGUGGAUUUCAGCUAGCUGAACCAGCUCAACUCAAAAUGAAGUGUCAUUACGAGGUGUUGGGUGUCAAAAGGGACGCGACUGAUGAUGAUAUGAAGAAGGUAUAUCGGAAAUUAGCCCUGAGAUGGCAUCCAGAUAAGAACUUGGACAGUGCAGAUGAGGCAGCUGAGCAGUUCAAACUGAUCCAGGCAGCCUAUGAAGUCCUGAGCGACCCACAGGAGAGAGCCUGGUAUGAUAACCACAGAGAGGCUCUCCUUAAAGGUGGGGUCAGCGGGGAGUAUGCUGAUGAAAGUGUUGACCUUGUCCAGUUCUUCACUGUCACCUGUUACUCUGGUUACGGGGAUGAUGAGGAGGGUUUCUACACAGUGUACAGAAACCUGUUUGAGUCCAUAACUACAGAAGAGAUGGAUCACAGUAAAGAGGAGGACGAGGAGGAAGAUGAGUACCCUUCGUUUGGAGACUCUCAGAGUGACUAUGACACAGUUCAUCUCUUCUACGCCUACUGGCAGAGCUUCUGCACCCGGAAGAAGUUUGCUUGGAAGGAGGACUAUGACACGAGGCAGGCCUCCAACCGCUGGGAGAAGAGGGCCAUGGAGAAAGAGAACAAGAAGGUCCGAGACAAGGCCAGGAAGGAGCGCAGCGAGCUAGUGCGCCAACUGGUGGCGUUUGUGCGUAAGCGUGACAAGAGGGUGCAGGUCCACAAGAAGCUGGUGGAGGAGCAGAACGCUGAGAAGGCCAAGAAAGUGGAGGAGCUACGACGCAAGCAAAAGCUGUCCCAGGCCAAACUGGCGGAGGAUUACAAGGAGCAGAGCUGGGUAGCCAUGUCUGAGAUGGAGAAGGAGCUGCAGCAGAUGGAGGCUCAGUACGGAAAGGAGUUUGGAGACGCGUCAGAGAGCGAGGAGGAGGACCAGGGAAGAGGGGAUGAACAGAAAGAUGAGACCGAGGAACUCCUGGAUGACUAUUAUGAUGACCUGUACUGCCCUGCAUGUGACAAAUCCUUCAAAUCAGACAAAGCAAUGAAGAAUCAUGAGAAAUCAAAGAAACAUAGAGAGAUGGUGGUAUUACUACGGCAACAACUGGAAGAAGAGGAUGAGACCCUCGGUCUGAAGGAUGAGGAUGGGGAAGAGGAGGAUGAAGAACUAGAAGAAGCACCAAGACAAAAGCUGUCUAAAAAGCAGAAGAAGAAAAAGAGACAACAGCAAAAUGGGCGGAGCCCCACCGAGGAGGUAGUAGAGAAGGACGCGGCCCCAGAGCCCACCUCCACCCCCACAGACAAUAGCCCAGAGAGCCCUCUAUCAACACAGACCAGCGGUGAGGCAGAGGACCCCCAGCCUGCCUCAGAGCCCCAGCAGGCAGCUGUGGACAAACCCUGUGAGGACCCAACAGAAGACGGACAGCAGGAGGAAGACCUCACAGCCACAGAACCAAAGAGCUCUGGAAAGACUAAGGGGAAGAAGAAUGGAGGGAAGGAGAGCAGAAAGAAUGUCCAACCACAGGAAGGUGUGGAGAAAGGAGGAGCAGAGGAGCUGAACCUGCGCUGUGUGACCUGUCACUAUGAGUUCUCUACCAGGAACAAACUGUUUGACCACCUGAAGACAACAGGACACGCUACAGCCGUGUCACACGGUGACAGUGCACCCGCCACGGGCAAGAGCAAGAAGGAUAAGAGGAAGAAUAGAUGAUGGGGGAUACAGGAGGGGCCAAAGACUAACACUAGCCACUGGGCUGUAGAGAUGGACGACUGUCUACUGUCUUACUAGAUAUUAUAGGAGGCCACUCAUGGUAUUGAAGGCCUGGAAUUUUAAAAAAACGUUAAAGAUUGUCUGAAAAGGAGUUGAAGACUGUCUGGUUGCUGUUUUUAGGUUUUUGCAUGUUAGAAAACAAUCAAUACGUCCAGUCAUGGAGGACUGGCCGUUGCCUGGUGAUCCUGCGUAGCCAACUCUUAUUGUCGUUGUCAUGCCAAAUGACCAUAGCAGUUGGCUUUGCAGCACAAACAGAUCUGAGACCUCCGGGCUAGACUGGAUAAAGGAGUUGUAGGGGAUGUUUCUGUCUGGCCAACCUCCACACCCUCUGUGUCUGGAGGUCUGUCUCAGGGUUGCCCCCUACAGAUAAUGUCAGGAAGUGAGCCAAGUCCAACUGAUAUCUAUUCCACCCUUCCAAUAUGACCAUGUUAGAGGUGCUGCCACUGUACCUGCUCAGAAGUACAUGCUGCACAAUUCAGCGUUGUGUCAACAACGUCCAUUUUGUGUCGACUGAUCCUUGGAAGUUUUGCAGCCGUUCUGGUCAGGGACAUUAAGCAACUGGACAUUAUUCCUGUUUUGAACGGUAUUGUGAUGCUGCUGCUCACUCAACGCUAUAUUUAUUCAAAUAACAAUCUGACCCCGUGUUAAAGCUUCCACUUUCUUAUAAAAAAAAAAGAUUCUGCAUAAACACUGACACGUUUCAUUGAAUUUGCCUGUAAAGAACAAGGCCCUCGCUGUUAAAGCUCCCAAUUCACAGCUUUAUUGACAACGUUUCCAUCCCAAACAGAUCUUUGUCAGGUUUUAAUUUUUAUUAAAAUAGAAACCUAGUCAAAGCAGUGAAUUGGGAGGUUUAACUGUGCGAGGGCCUUGUUCUUAAUUAGCCCAGAGCCUAAGUUUAAGGCUGUGCAUAUAAUUAACUUUUCAUUGAAUUUGCCACCAUGUCUGAUGAAUAAAUGUUUUGUGUUUAUGGCUCA
Molecule: messenger RNA, 2973 nt
Organism: Salvelinus fontinalis (brook trout)
Lineage: Eukaryota; Metazoa; Chordata; Actinopteri; Salmoniformes; Salmonidae
Gene: dnajc21
Product: DnaJ heat shock protein family (Hsp40) member C21
Exons: 12
Coding region: 296-1939 (547 amino acids)
Cellular component (GO): cytoplasm
Molecular function (GO): zinc ion binding; nucleic acid binding
Source: RefSeq, a predicted model, not a curated record